AAUGUUGAAAUUAAUUAGUGAGACAACGUGUGGGCCCCAAAGAAAGUCGUUGUAGACUAUAUAGUAGUAGUGAAUGAAGGGUCUGAUGAUGAACAAGGAAGGAACACGAGAGAGAGAGAGAGAGAGCGAGAGAGAGAGAGAGAGAGAGAGAGAGAGAGAGAGAGAGAGAGGGCGAGGCAAAAUGCAAUCUCAAGAUCGAAGUCAUCAAGCAAGCAAGACAUCAUCAAGUUCCUCCGGUCCCAACGUCGAAAGGUACACAACCAUCCCAAUCCCCGGCGAAGACGUCAUAUCUCGAUCAGUUUUCAACCUAUCAACUUUCCUUUCUCGCUGCCGCCCCUGGCAGGAAUUUGUUGAGGUGGGUGUUUUCGACAGGCCGGACUCCUUAUCAACUGCCGUCGAUCGACUUCGGAAGAAUGGAAACUAUUUCCGAUUGAAUUAUGCCAUCCUCCUCUUCGCCUGUUCAGCCCUCUCCCUCUUGCCCAAACCUUUCUACCUGCUCAUCGUCCUUGCGGUCUUCGGCCUCUGGUUGAUCUUCUCCGUCUUCCGCGAAGAUCCGCUCAUUUUGUGGGGUUACCACCUGAGCGAUCGCAUGGUCCUAUUGGCUCUCAUCUUGCUAUCACUCUCUGCUGUUUUGUUCACGGGAGUCCUCCAGAAUCUAAUCGUCAGUCUUUGCAUUGGGCUACUCCUAUCGGCCAUUCACGGGGUCUUCAGGAAUUCUGAUGGUUUAUUCAUGGAUGAGACUGAAGCCGCGUCCACGGGUUUGAUCGGAUCUUCCAGUUCCAGGGAUAACGUGAUCAGACGAGAUAGAAAUCAAUUCAAGAUCUAAUGAUCUCGACUUCAUGGCUCGCGAGGAGGAAUGCCAAUGCAAAUUCAUUGCUUCUUUCUUUGUUUUCUUUUUCUUU
Macadamia integrifolia is the source of this 902-nucleotide messenger RNA. RefSeq names its product PRA1 family protein G2. Bases 74 to 826 code for a protein of 250 amino acids. Gene Ontology annotation, biological process: vesicle-mediated transport. Gene Ontology annotation, cellular component: endoplasmic reticulum; Golgi apparatus. NCBI's taxonomy places the organism in Eukaryota, Viridiplantae, Streptophyta, Magnoliopsida, Proteales, Proteaceae. The transcript has 3 exons. The record is from RefSeq and is a predicted model, not a curated record.